Lingula anatina is the source of this 1634-nucleotide messenger RNA. RefSeq names its product calcyphosin-like protein. The record is from RefSeq and is a predicted model, not a curated record. NCBI's taxonomy places the organism in Eukaryota, Metazoa, Brachiopoda, Lingulata, Lingulida, Lingulidae. Gene Ontology annotation, molecular function: calcium ion binding.
GACAAAACAUUACUGACGUCACUUCCGUGGUAAAGACGACAUUUUAUUUGAAAAUUCUAGAUUAACGCAAGAUUUCCUUGUCAUUUGUUGAAUUCAGAGAACGCCAAAAACACCGGAGACUUAAUUAAAACUAUUUACAGGCUUGAGGGUAUUAUAACUGGAAGAAAAUAUUUGAUUUCAAUUCACUGAGAUCCCUACGCAAAGCGAGUCUUUCGAGCACCUGCAUUGAAAAUAAACACAAAUUAUCGCCAACCACUGCGCGAUGGCACAUACGUCCAGAGGAGAAAAAGCAUUGAUUGAAAAGGCUAAAAAGGCUGCAGUCUCAGCAAAAACGCCAUUAGACAAACUGCGCGCUCAGUGUCUCGCUAGAGGUGCAAACGGCAUAAAAGGAUUGGGAAGAGCAUUCAGAAUUAUGGAUGAUGAUGGAAACAGGAAAAUAGAAUACAGAGAGUUUGUUAAAGGGUUACGAGACUAUGGAGUUGAUCUUGAUAAACAUGAGCAGCAAGAACUUUUUCAAGAACUCGAUACAGAUGGAAGUGGGACAUUGGACUUUGAUGAAUUUCUCAUUGCUUUAAGGCCUGCAAUGUCCAAGAACCGAGUAAACCUGAUAAAUCAAGCAUUCAGGAAACUAGAUAAGUCUGGUGAUGGAGUAGUUACUGUUGAAGACUUGCAUGGAGUCUACAGUGUUGCCAAGCAUCCCAAGUUUUUGAAUGGUGAAAAAACAGAAGAUGAAUGCCUUUAUGAUUUUCUUAAAAAUUUUGAUACAAUAGAACAAGAUGGCAAGAUCACUAAGGAUGAAUUUAAUAACUACUAUGCUGGCGUCAGCGCAUCUAUAGAUAGUGAUGCCUAUUUUGACUUAAUGAUGAAGAACGCAUGGAAGCUUGGAUGAUAUCGAAGGGAUUUGUGAAAAGAAACAUGUCGGUCACAAACUUUUGUGUCUGCUUUACAUUUAUUUAAAAUGUGCAUUAUAUAUUGCAACUAUUGUGAAAAUAUGCAUUCAUUCAGGUCUUAGAAUUCAUGUUAAGAUGCAUAUUUUAUUUUUCUCGCUGUUUAAAGUGUUACUUAUAUUAUAUCUAAAUUUCUUAAAUUAUAUAUAUACUUAAGUUUGUUAAAAGGUGUUCAACACGUUUGUUAAACCCAGAUGUAUUUUUAGGAAAUUGAUGAUCGAAAAAGACAUUUUUAAUUUGUCCACAUCACUUUCCUAGAAGGGGUAAGACAAAAAUGCACACUUACUGUUUCUAUGACAGAGCUGAAUUAGCACACAUGUAGUCCUCAUUAUACACUUUAAAUGAAAGAGCACCUCUAUCAUAACAGUAGAAUUGCCUUUAAUAACUUUAACACAAAUAUUUGGAAUUCCUAAUUUGUGAAAGCUAAAGUAAUUUAGUAAUUGUUUAUGAUUUGAAAAGUAUUUUGAUAAAUUGCUUUUUGCACUAGAUACUUGAGGCUGUUAGGUCACUUUAUGUUGUCUUUAUUUAUGAUCUUUCUUAUAUAGUGUCACCAGUAAGUCAGAAACUUCUAACUACCAGCGCAAAGGCAAUUUUUUCUUUUGUCAGUUUAGGCAGAGAUGAGCUGUCAUUCGAACAUCAGUUUUAUUAAUUUAAACAAGUGGCCAUUUGAAAUGACCAAAAAAAAAA